GCGCCAUGCUCUUCGACUUUCUUUUCUUCGCGCUCUGCGGCCUCUAUGCGGCGAUUCAGCUGGCGCAGAAUCGUUCAAAGACUGCAGGAUCACCCACCACGUCUGACUUCAAGAAGUUCCAACGGUUAUAUCUGGUGGUCUACUUCUGCUCUGUUAUGGCUGAUUGGUUGCAAGGACCUUACGUUUAUGCGCUAUACGAUUACUACAAGUUCACCAAGAAGGAGGUUGAAUCAGAUGAGAUGAGCGUGUUAGCAUGUAAAUCUGAAGAACAGAUUGGAGUGCUCUUUAUCGUCGGGUUUGGUAGCAGUGCGGUGUUCGGCGUAUUCGCUGGAUCAUUCGCAGACAAAUAUGGGCGAAAACUUUCAUGUCUAGUAUACUGUGUGACUUACAUUGUAUCUUGUUUGACCAAGCACUCUCCCAACUUCAACGUCCUCUUGUUUGGACGAUUAACUGGUGGAAUUGCUACGUCAAUUCUCUUCUCGUCCUUCGAAUCUUGGAUGGUGGCGGAGCACGGAAAACAUUUCUAUCCUUCCGAGUGGUUGAGCCAGACUUUCUCCCUCGCGACGGUUGGGAAUGGGAUCGUUGCCAUCGCUGCUGGAUGGCUUGGAGCUCUUGUGAGGGAUUCUUUCGACAGGUCUGUUGCCUCCCUGCUCUUCUCGCCUCACAUCCCCAUUCCUCACAGUCUGGUCGCACCUUUCGACCUCGCCAUUGUCUUCCUCGCGCUGGCCAUGGCGGUCAUCUGGUUUACUUGGGCUGAAAACAAGGGAGAGUCUUCUCUCGCUUCUGGUCGCUACGACGACAAUGGGAAAGUUCAAGUCAUGCUUCGAAGGCGCGAUGUACAUCUUUGUGCGUGUUUGCACGAAUUGAUAGAGGGCAAGCAAGACAUUGACUUGAGCUGUUACAAGGUGUUCAUGUGGACGCCGAAGCUUGAACCUCUCUUCAAGCCUCUGCCACACGGCCAGGUGUUCGGCUGCUUCAUGGCUUGCAUGGUCAUCGGCUCGAGCCUCGUCAAGAGCAUCACAACCCUGCGGGGACCUCCUGUGGUCUUCAUGCGCGAAGUCUUCCUGCUCGCUGCUGUAUGCCUGGGGGUGCCGGCGAUGGCUGGAAUCAACGCAUACAUCACUCUCUUCUGCUUCUUCCUCUUCGAGUUGAUCUGUGGAGUCUACUGGCCGAGCAUGGCGACAAUCAAGUCCAAAUAUGUUCCUGAAGAGGUCCGCGCAACUGUCUACAACUUUUUCCGCAUUCCUCUCAACCUCAUCGUCAUCUUCGUCCUCUCUAACUUAGGAACCGUUUCAGAUGAUUCUGUCUUCCUCGUUUGCGCGUUUCUGCUCGGAGCCGCCGGAUUUCUCCAGCACAUCUUCGCCUCCAUGGUGCGCGAGCGCUCUGAAGGCAGUGUGGAGACUAAGAGCGAGAACGAGGCCAUGAUGAAGGACAUGAAACAGGAGAGCGAAGACGCGUCGGCAGCUUGAGCAGUGAGACUCUGAGGGUGAA
This is a messenger RNA of Guillardia theta CCMP2712, 1491 nucleotides long. RefSeq lists its product as hypothetical. The coding region runs from base 6 to 1469 and encodes 487 amino acids. Gene Ontology annotation, molecular function: molybdate ion transmembrane transporter activity. Gene Ontology annotation, biological process: molybdate ion transport. The record is from RefSeq and is a predicted model, not a curated record. The transcript is spliced from 17 exons. Gene Ontology annotation, cellular component: membrane. NCBI's taxonomy places the organism in Eukaryota, Cryptophyceae, Pyrenomonadales, Geminigeraceae.